AUGCGUGUUGUAGGUACCCUCGCUGGAGCCAAGAAAAAGAAAAAAGAAAGACAGGACCCCGCUGGUGCAACAGGACUUGUUGAAGAUGUAGAUGACAAGGAGCAACUGCCAGAGAAAGGGCAUGAGCGUGGGGAUGAGCGUGAUGGGGAGCGUGAGGGCAGGCGUGAGGGAGGGCUUGAGGGCAGGCGUGAAGGCAGGCGUGAGGGCAGGCAGGAGGGAGAGCGUGAGGCUGAGCGUGUGGGAGAGCGUGAGGGAGAGCGUGAGGGAGAGCGAGAGGGAGAGCGUGAGGGAGAGCGAGAGGGACAGCGUGAGGGAGAGCGUGAUGUGAAGCGUGUGGGGGAGCGUGGGGUGAAGCGUGAGGGAGAGCGUGAUAUGAAGCAUGAUGCGUCUUCUCCCUCUACUCCAGCAGGUGUUCGUGCGGCCGAUGCACACAAUGUUCGAGGGCAUUCGGAGGGUGGGAGGGAGAGCCGUGGCGCGGAGCUAGAAGAUCAGAGGGGGGUGUCAGGGAGGGUGAAGGCACGGUCCAGAAAGGCUGGAAAGAAGGCCGUUGCUGAGGUCGAAUCUUCUGAUGGAGAAGAUAGUUCUGAGGAGGAAUCAGGGAGCUCAUCCGGGAGUGAGGAGAAGUAUGAUGAGGAAGAGGACGAGAGUGAUGACGUUGAAUCUGGGUCCGGGAGUGAUGACGACGGUAGGAGAGGGGGGAGGGCACGAGGUGCGCGCAGCCACCGCUUUAGCGGAAAGCGUGGUCAUGCAACCGGUGGUAAGGCUGGUAGUGGACGUAAACGGCAGAGACGUAGAGAGUGUGCUCAAGGAAAGCUAGCAGAUACUGAGGGGUACACCCGGCGGCGUCGUAAGGAGCGUCCUGUUGUGAGACAGGAUCUUGGCUUCUACAAUGAGAUGAGGACCAUGGUGGACUCGGAUGAUGCUGGUCCGUCGAAUCGUCGGGAGAACGUUCGGAUGAAACGGGCAGCAACCAACGAUCCGUAUGCUGCCCUUGCUUCCACCUCAGGAUUGGGAAAGAGAGCAUCUAGAUUUCAAGAUCGGAGUGUGCGUGACAACGCUGGCCAGCAGCAUGACAGCACGCACAAUCCAUUCGGUGGUAGUGACGAUCCGGCCUGUGGUGGGGGGCUGGGGGGGAAUGAUGGUGAGGCGGGUGGUGUUGGAGAUUGGUACAAUGAUGAAAGGAAAGUUGGACGCUCUGACCCAGCAACUCCUCCCCCGUUUGCAUCGGCAAGAGGCAAUUCCCCGCUCGACGCUGGCGGAGUGCCCAUCAUUCCCUCAUGCAGCACCCCUAAUGAUUCCAUGCAGCAACUCUUCCAGGCUUUGCAGGAAGCAAAUCGGCAGAUUGCAGAGCUUAAGGCCGGUCGGGGACCUUCGGUGGACCGUGGGGGAAACGGGACGCAAGUCCCGCCGCUUACCUCGAUCUCCAGUGAACAAACUGAGCCGCCCGAAAUGCCGGGCGCUGUGGCGGAGAGUGAUGUUCAAGGCACUCCCAUCAACAGGAGGCAUGGGAUGCCAAACGCGACCAACCUGAAGCUCUACAUGGAAGAUGCUCGGACGCGCAUGUGUAUGGAAGCUGAGGACCAUCUUAUCACGUUCUACCCAAGCUUUGAGAAGCGGAUUCUUGUUUUGCACGAAGUCAUUUCCAAGCACUAUGUGGUUCAAUUGAUAUUGCUGAAAGAGGCCAUGGCGGAUAAAACACGGAGGGAUGCAUUCAAGCGCAUGUAUACGCAGUGGAAGAAUGAACGUGGGUUCUACAUCAAACGGACCGUGCUCGAGGGGUUGGGAGUUCCCAUGAGUGGCUUGCGGGCAGCGGAAAUCCACGUCGACACCGAUCUCAAGGAGGAACUAUGGGGGGAGUAUGGCCCGAGUGCGGACGCCCAACUGAGCACAUGGGGAAAUGCUGAGGUUACUGAUCUCCCGUUCGGCAACGAGAUCUUCUUCAACGCAGCAAUGGACGCCUUCGGUGAAUUUGCCGUGGGAAACGACAUAUGCUUGAAGGCGUAUCAUAUUGCCUGGAUUAUCUUGGUGGUGCUUCUUGAGACCUUGGUAUCCACCUGCCCAGGGGAGAUUGACUACGGCUUGUCGAAGGUCAAGAAGUCGACGAUGAACCUCACAAACUCCCACCGAAAGAACACGCGGUGGGUGGCAAGCAUCCGCAGGGCGGUGAAGCGGGCGGUGAUGGAUCAUUUCAGCCAGGUUAACCCUAUCUACGACCCACGGAUGAAGGGGUUUAAGUGGGGGGAUUUCGGCUUGUUCGUCCAUGAGUCGGGGUUCGACCAGUAUAGGCCAAGACCGCAGCCCCGCUAUCCGACAAGGAGGGUGGCGGCAGGGCACGUCUAG
This is a messenger RNA of Closterium sp. NIES-65, 2340 nucleotides long. The record is from the annotation of a GenBank genome assembly. Lineage: Eukaryota; Viridiplantae; Streptophyta; Zygnematophyceae; Desmidiales; Closteriaceae.